Molecule: messenger RNA, 1264 nt
Organism: Rhinichthys klamathensis goyatoka
Lineage: Eukaryota; Metazoa; Chordata; Actinopteri; Cypriniformes; Leuciscidae
Gene: cnn2
Product: calponin 2
Exons: 7
Coding region: 114-1040 (308 amino acids)
Biological process (GO): actomyosin structure organization
Molecular function (GO): actin binding
Source: RefSeq, a predicted model, not a curated record
GAUUUACAUAGGCUAACAUAGGAAAAGAAGACAAAACUGCCAAACUUUACCGAACUCUUUCUUUCAGUUCUCGACAAUCUGUUUUGAAACUUAUUCUGCUCUUGUUGCUGACAAUGUCUUCGCAGUUCAACAGAGGCCCAGCAUACGGGUUUUCAGCGGAAGUGAAGAGCAAGAUUGCACAGAAGUAUGACCCCCAAAAAGAAGAAGAAUUACGAGUUUGGAUUGAGGGGAUCACUGGGCGGUCAAUUGGAGAUGACUUCCAGAAAGGGUUGAAAAAUGGUGUAAUACUCUGCGAGCUUGUAAACAAACUUCAGCCAGGGUCUGUGAAGAAGAUUAACCAAUCGUCCCAAAACUGGCAUCAGCUAGAGAACCUGACCAACUUCAUUAAAGCGAUCACCACCUAUGGACUCAAACCUCACGAUAGUUUUGAGGCUAAUGAUCUGUUUGAGAAUGGAAAUAUGACACAGGUUCAGACCACACUUCUGGCUCUUGCUGGCUUGGCUAAAACCAAGGGCAUCCACUUAAGUGUAGACAUUGGAGUGAAAUAUGCAGAGAGACAGGAGAGGGCUUUUGAUGAAGAGAAAAUGAAAGCUGGGCAAUGUGUCAUUGGACUACAGAUGGGAACAAAUAAAUGUGCAAGUCAAGCUGGAAUGAAUGCCUACGGUACCAGAAGACACCUGUAUGAUCCCAAGUCACAUAUUCUACCACCAAUGGACCAUUCAACCAUCAGUCUUCAGAUGGGCACUAACAAGGGUGCUAGCCAAUCUGGUAUGACAGCUCCAGGGACCCGCCGUGCCAUCUACGACCAGAAAAUUGGCACCGACAAAUGCGACAACUCCACAAUGUCUCUACAAAUGGGCUACACUCAAGGCGCCAACCAGAGCGGGCAAAAUUUUGGGCUUGGCCGUCAGAUCUACGAUGCCAAAUACUGCCCCAAAAGUGCACCCGAUGCAACUGGAGAAGGAGCUGAUGCUGUUGGCUACACGGAUUACCAAGACGAGGGCUACCAGGGUUAUCAGGAUGACGGUCAAGAUUACUGAAUCGACCAAUCGCAGGCUAUGAGUCUGAAUAAGAAGCUAAAGGGAAGUUGAUACUUCCUUGUAAACAAAAGACCAAAAACAUGAAAGUGACCCAUAUGAAACAUAUCACUUAUUUUUUAACUAUAUCAAUGUUCUUUUUAUAAACGGUAUGUUUGGUUCAUUUGAAACGAGAGCCCAACAAAAUAUGUUAAGUGUUAUGUGUUGAUAUUUCUUUUAUUUUAUAU